CAGUGUCGGUGCGUCCGCCCGCGAUAGCAGUUGCAUCACAGGGUAGUUUGCCAAUCUUCUCCACUCGUGUCGACUUGGUCCGCUCGCUUUUGUGACGUGUUUCCUCCCUCAACAACAAACUCAUUCUUCACUUUCGGAUAUCUCUCACCCUUGCUGUUCACUUCAGGUCAAUGAGUAGUUGGAGGUGAGGCAUGAGCAAGUGAGAGACAGCUGUAGGCUCAGCAGCUGCAGCCACAACGAAUGUGUCGCAGUGCCGCUGGUGCAGUUGGUAGCAGACACCAGCAGCAACCGCAGCCGCAGUCGCAGCCGCAGUCGCAGCCGCAGUCGCAGCCACAGUCGCAGCCGCAGCCGCAGCCGCAGUCGCUUCACCAUAGACCAGUUGCCAACAAACGGAGCCUGGAGCUUUGCGCGGCACGCUACCACGAGUACUCCGCCCCUCUGGGAGUGCUGUACUGCAACUGGACGUGGGACCAGGUUCUGUGCUGGCCUCCAACCCGCGCCGGGACUACCGCCACGCAGCGCUGUCCACGUGACAAGGGCAUUGACCCCACCAAAUUUGCGACCAAGAAAUGUUCUGCAGAGGGACGGUGGGAGGGAAAGCAUCCAGGAGAGGAAGCGACAUCGCCGCAGGGAUGGACCAACUACACGCCCUGCUAUACGCCCGAGAUGCUCGAACUGUUCCGAAAGCUCUAUGUCGGAUCAGAAAAGGCUGCUAUGAAAAAACUUGAGAUAGCCGAAAGAACGCGCACAUUGGAAAUAGUCGGCUUCAGCAUAUCACUGGCAGCUCUUCUGAUUUCACUCGCCAUAUUCUGUCAUUUCAGGAGUCUGCGGAAUAAUCGAACAAGGAUCCAUAAGAAUCUGUUUGUGGCGAUGGUGAUUCAGGUGGUGAUCAGGCUGACUCUGUACAUCGACCAGGCGCUCGUCAAAGGCAACAGCCUAACCGGCCAGCGCGUCUCCUCUUCCUCUUCCUCGUCGGGCGGCUUCCGGCAGGGAAUCGAUAAUACGCCAGUUCUGUGUGAAGCGUCCUACGUGUUGCUGGAGUACGCCAGAACGGCAAUGUUCAUGUGGAUGUUUAUUGAGGGUCUCUACCUACACAACAUGGUGACAGUGACAGUGUUCCAAGAGAAGUCGUACUACGCGGCGUACACGAUGGUUGGGUGGGGGGUGCCGGUGCUCAUGACUGCCGCCUGGGCAAUGACCACCGCCUCCACUCUCGGGUCCACGCGCUGCUGGUGGGGAUACAACCUCAACAAGUUCUUCUGGAUACUCGAGGGGCCCAGGCUCAUAUUCAUACUGAUGAAUUUUCUGUUUCUCUUGAAUAUCAUCAGAGUGUUGGUUGUUAAACUUCGCCAAAGCCACACAAGUGAAAUCGAGCAAGUCAGGAAAGCAGUACGAGCUGCAGUUGUAUUACUGCCCUUACUGGGCAUCACAAACCUUGUGAAUAUGACAGAGGCCCCUCUCACCAGAGCAGUGUGGGAAUUUGGGCUCUGGUCAUACACAACUCACUUCCUCACUUCUUUCCAAGGCUUAUUCAUAGCGAUACUCUACUGCUUCCUCAAUGGAGAGGUGAGAAUGGCUGUGAGAAAGAGUGUGUCGACGUACCUGUCGCUGCGGCCACAGCACUUCACACCGCAGCGACGCAACUCUGCGUUUGUGUCGGCCAACAUGACAGAGCAAGUGGUGUCCACUCCGCCCCCCCGCCCUGCCACCUCCGCCCCCCGCAGCUGGUUCCGCUCCUGCUGCUCACACCCCUCGCAACCCACUCCCGAGUUAGACGCGAGUUUGACAUUCAAUGACAGUCAUUUGUGAUGACAGAGCCACUACGCCACCAAGCAGCCUUUCCACGACCAUCAGCGACUCAACCAGCGGCAGUAGCAGCAAUCGGUCUUCGGCAGUGAUCUCCAUCUCGAUCACCACUCCUUCUUCAGUCACCUAUCAUGCCGCUGACACCUCCAAUCAGCAAUGACAACGGCAGAAACCCCAUUCAAGGCCGGCUACGAUAAUACAUGGCUGAAAAGUUAAUAAUACUGCCAAUUUGGAGCAAAAAUAACGUCUCACCAGUUGACCAACAACACUACAGUAGUGUUGGAUUUGAAGUUUAUGCUCAUCAAUGAAGAAGAUUGGCUUUGGUAACACUGGAAUUGUCGGUUUCAACUGGUUGAUUCCCCAACAACGAAUUUUAAAAAAAUUGAAGUAGUAGGAUGUGCUCUUUUGUCUCUGUUAUACUCAAAAAUCUGUCAGAUCGGAUCAUAAACAACAAAACGAACUGCAUAGUUUAUUGUUAAUAUAGCUAAUGGAACUCUCGUAGAUAUUUUAAUAAUUGUGGUCAAGUUUUUAUUGACACUGGAAGUCCAAGGGCCGGUUUCCGAGCUCGAGAUUUAAAAUUUAAACAGCUGGAGUCAGUAAAAUUGGCUUUCCGAAACGGGGCGUAGUCGUAGUCACGUUUAUAUUAAAUUUCGAAAAACUAGAAAAUUUAACACAAAAUGAAAUACAGAGAAAAUAGAGUAACGUUUUAGCUAUUUUGUAUCAUUUAGAAAUGUUUAAUUUCGUCAAGGAAAAACGUUUCCAAUUUAUUAUAGAAAUGAGAAAAUUAAGAUUGUCACUAAAACUGCGACUACGCCCCGUUUCGGAAAGCCAAUUUUCUGACUCCAGCUGUUUAAAGUCUAGAACUUAGCUAAAUCCCGAACUCGGAAGCCGGCCCUAAGAGUUGAUCAUCAAUCAAAAGAGUCUGUUUUUAAAAGUGUUGUAAUAAAGGUGGAGCUUCACUACUUGGGCCCAAAUUGGUCACAUCAUAUAAUAUAAAUUAUAUGUCAAGAAAAAGUAUGUGGGUAGCUUUACCUUUAUCAAAAGAACUCUAUUAUUUUUAUGUUUUAAACAGACUUGAUGAAUUGUAAUGAAAUGGACAAUGAAAGUGAAUCACACCACAAUUUCAAUGAAUACGGUAUUGUGCUGUUAUUUUCCAUUGAAAUUUUUAUGACUAGGCUUAAUUAUUACAAAAUUCAUCGAACUAUGCGUAAAAAUAAUUUUAAUUAUUGUUUUUUCUUUUUCUGCUUCUCUCAACAAAACGUAAUUCUAUCAAGCAAAAUAGAUUGAGAAUAAAACUUGAACAUAUAAGCUACCGUAUGCUAUAUGUAGGCUAUAUAGAACUUCAAAGUUGAAAACUGCUGUUUUCUUAUUGAAAAAUCUAUGUAAAAUGUGACUUGUUUUGCACCGUAAACUAUGGUAAACUACAACAGUUCACUCACUUUUUGGGUUUUCUGUUUCUGGAUUGUUUUAACAAAAUAAUAAAGGAGCUAUAGGGUAGAAGAGCCUUUUCCUAACAGGCUGAGGAGUUUCAUCAGGCUGAGACUUAUUAGGUGGAAUGCAUUCCAAAAGAAAUAUCAAAAUUGAGUAAGAUGUCAGAAUAUUUUCAGUAAAGUGCAAGUCGUGAUAUUUUAUAGAAUGAGGUUCAUAAUAUUCAACUUGGGAUGUAAUUUGUUAAAGAAGGUUUUAAUUGGCGGUACUGAAUGAAAAGUGGCUAUUUCUGCACUGAUCAUGAAGAGUAAAAUACCAUUUUCUGCAAUAAAACUCAUAAGUUGUUUCUCUAAAUGAUUAAAAUAAUAUUAAGAUGAACCAAUUUUGGGUAACUUCUACUAUUAUGUGACAUUUUCACCAACUUCUGUGCGCUAACUGCGCACAGGAUUUAAACCUAUGCAAGUAUCAUAUUCCAUCAUAUUUAACAUAUAAUUAUUUAUUAUACAUAUACAUAGUGAUUAUUCCUGGCAGCAAUGUUACUUUCUUUUCAGUAACCUAUAAUAUCCUACCUACAUUUAACAUCAACUUGUAAUAUGCAUGCUAAUGCAAUAAGUAAGUUACCUCUUUGUUUUUCUAUUUCUUUGUAAUGUUUUUUUGAAAUAAAUUUCAUUUCAUUUCACUUCUAGACGAUGAACUAUCGGUUAUAAGUUUCUUUUACAUCCGUACACAUCAAGAUUAUAUUUUGAUAGCUUAUUCUUAUUAAAAGAUAGAAAAUUCUACAGUUUCUAUUCCCAAAUAAAAUUCCAUGCAUAGAUUUUUUAAACUUUUGGAGCUUUGAUCAUGAGAUUCGAUUCUUUUAUGGUCAGUUAAUUUAUUCAUAUAAAAUCAUAAUUACCCACUUUACAUAAGUUACCGGUGCCUACAUAUUUCAUUUAAUAUGUCAUCUCGAGAGAAACGGCAGAGUGAAAAAUUUCAUUCACAAUACUAAUUUACAGUUAUUUUAGCACUGCUUUUUUCACUUUCAUAAGAUACCGAAGAGAAGUUUGAAAUUUAUUAUCGAUCCGAUAUACUAAUAUAGAAAUAUUAUGCUUGUUGAAAUAGCAUAUAUAUAUUUAGGCCAUAAUUCUGGCUUUAGAAGUAUAAUUUUAUUAAAAAUGUUAUUGAUCCAUUAUGAAUAUAUUUUUAGUUAAUUGUAUCCUAAGCUUCAUACCGCACUUAAAAACAAAAUCUAAGAAGAAGAUUCAUUCAUGCCCUUUUAUUAAUUUGUUCGAUACCGUAGUUCGAUGAAUAAUGGACAAACUAGAAUAUCAUCAUCAUCUAGAUCAAGGAAUCUAGAAUACAAUGUAUUCUUAAUAAAAUCUAUUAUAGAUUCCUUGAUCUAGCUCAGUGAUUACAAAUAUUGAACUCAUCAAUUUGUUCGUUGCAUUUUGUUGAAUUUCAACAUAUUUUUGUAUAAUCUCGAAGUUGAUAGGCUAUAAGUUAAACCCACUAACUUACUCUUGACUCACAUCAUAAUUAUGUGAGUCAAGUAUUAAUAAAAUUAGAUUUACUUUUUGUAUUAACUACUGACUCUAGUUUUUAUUUCUAUAUUAUAAAUCCAUGAUCUUGGAAAUCGUUUAAUUAUAUUGUUGAAUUUAUUAUAUUAUAAUUAUUAAAUGCAAAAUAUGAGCUCAUAUGUGGGUAAUUCAAAAAUAAUUAAAUUUUUCAAUCAAUCUUAAGUUCAAGUUGACUAUUAUUCAAUAAUGCAAGUUCAAUAGUACUCUGAGAAAAUCAUAAGUUCCUAUCAAAAUUGAAAAGUAUUUAUAAUUUCCCACCUCACAAUUGUUUACUAGGUAUUCUUUUAUUUGAUCUUUAGGAGGUUUGUCACCAUGACUCUUCAUAUCUCACUAUUAAUCCAUUUCUAUUACAAAAUAAUGCCACUGCUAUCACCAAAGAACAAAGGCAGAAAUUUGAGCUAGGAACUAAGGACAUUGUUAGUUUUUGGUUCUGUAAUACAAAAUAUUUAAUGAAUUUAAUGAUCUGUGAUGUAGUAGGUACCCACCCUAUCAAUUUUUAUUCUGUAAUGAUUAAAACUAGUAUCAUAUUUUCUCUUUCAAUAGGUAGUAUUUUCAAGUUAUUAAUAUUUCAUUGGAGUUAGAGAGCUUACAGAGAACUUUUAAGAAGGGUAUGACGUCUCUUAAUAGUUUGAACUAUUAUUGAUGGUCUGGAAUUGAUAAUGAAUAUUUCUGUGCCGCACUUUAUUUUUAAUGUUCAAUGGAAAAAAUAUUUUUGAGAAAUAGUCUUGAAUGAUGUUUUCUUAAAAGAGUUGAAGAUACCUGAAAAGUAGAGGAAUAAUACAGUAAUGGAGAUUAAUUGAACUGUAUUCUAUUCUAGAUGAAAGAGUUGAAAUAUUUUUCAUUUAAGAUAUUUUUGAGUUAAAAUAUAUCGUAGCAAACAAGCAAUUCGCGAGCAUUGUACAAAAUUCUAGAUGAACUCGGGUCUAUAAUAUCAGAAUUUAUGAAAAAUGUAGGAGUAAAAUACGAUUAGGAAAAUACCGGUAAUAUUUAUAAUGUUUCUAUAAUAUUUUUUUUUUAUUUUGAGUAUUGCUCAGUUGAAGGCAAACAUUAUAAAUUCAAUAUAAUAGGAACAUUUUGAGAACUUGCUUGAUAUUUCCACUGAUUUUCUUGGACGAUGAAACGAAUGACUUCAACUAAUUAAAUGGCUCAAUGCCAAACAGCAAUGAAUCAAAAUUUUUAUUUUUUGUAGAAAAUCUUGCAAUUUAAUUAAGCUAGUACGGUAUCUAUUCUAUGACAAUAGAGAAUAGACCGUCUGCUUCAACGAUCAUUGAUAUUCAUAAUAGUCACAAUUUUGAAGCUUUUUCCAAAACCUGAUAGCACUUGUGAAAAUCUUUCAAAUAUUUUUCACAAUUUCGCAUUGGAUACUGGAAACUCUCUGAUAUUGAUUGAAUUUGAAUUACUGAGGUUAGAUUUGUGUCAGUCACCAAGUCAAUUUCUGAAUAGUUGCCUUUAUAGCGCAGCCAAUGCACUGCUUUAUUAUAAAUUAUUCAUAAGUGAAUAAUUAAUCUGAUACUCUAUCACCUUCAAUUCUUUUUAUAAAAAAAUUGUAAGAGGUGAGGUAACAUAGAAAUCAUAAAUUAACGUUUUACAUCAACAUAGCUAAAAGAUACUCUACAUUUGAAACUCAAUUGUGGGGUAGUAAUUUAUCAUAGUAUUCAGUUGUUAUAAAAACAAAAAGCUUACAGUGUAUCAUCACAGCUUAUCAUCAACAGCUUACAUCCUAUUUUUAUUAAGAAUAAUUAAUUAUAUUUUAUAAAAGAUUUUAUUUUUUCAUUUGCACUUUUUAAAAAUGCUGUAGAUUCUUAUGUGUAGAUUACACAUGUACCUAUUCAUCAAUUUUCAUGAGAACGGUUUUUAUACUUUACAGUACUGCAAGUUAUAUUUUUUUAUUUAUACUCUUUAUAAUAUAAUGUGUAUGAAGCUUUAGAAUAGAAUGCUCUACUAACCAGAUUGUGCAAUGCUACUAAAACGUUGUCAAUCCAAGUAUUUUCCUGAAAUUGAAGUGUAAAAAUUGACUAGUGAUAAGCUAUUAACCAUUUUUUAUAGUAUAGGCCUAAUAUCAAUUAAUCUUUAUUGUUUAUGGACUAAGAGUAUCCGAAACACUGUUUAGAAAAUUGUAAAUUUUACAAUAAUAUUGAUUUUUAUAUAGCUAUAAGAUAAUUUUAUUACAAAACUAUACUUUUAUUACAAAUAUUCACAGUAAUUGCAUACAAUUGUAUUGUGAUGAAAUAAAUGAUUUUUUCUAAAUA
Nilaparvata lugens (brown planthopper) is the source of this 7039-nucleotide messenger RNA. It is a transcript of the gene Pdfr, whose product is annotated as PDF receptor. Gene Ontology annotation, molecular function: G protein-coupled peptide receptor activity. Gene Ontology annotation, cellular component: plasma membrane. Lineage: Eukaryota; Metazoa; Arthropoda; Insecta; Hemiptera; Delphacidae. The transcript has 12 exons. The coding region runs from base 241 to 1809 and encodes 522 amino acids. Gene Ontology annotation, biological process: adenylate cyclase-modulating G protein-coupled receptor signaling pathway; cell surface receptor signaling pathway. The record is from RefSeq and is a predicted model, not a curated record.